Molecule: messenger RNA, 249 nt
Organism: Opisthorchis viverrini
Lineage: Eukaryota; Metazoa; Platyhelminthes; Trematoda; Opisthorchiida; Opisthorchiidae
Exons: 2
Source: RefSeq, a predicted model, not a curated record
AUGUUCAGCGAUUUGUACAGCAAUGUGGGGAACUGCGUGCCACUAAGUUUGAUUGCGCAAUCCACUGGACGAGCAACCAUCGCUGGAAUUAAAUGGCGUCAACGGGUUCGGAAAGUGCCGACUGCAGAACGCCUGUUGGUUCACAAGAGUCCUGCAGCCGCAUCUAUGAGGAAUCUCCGACCCCGUUACGGCCGUGCCGGAACAGCAUCCACUGGGGCGUGCCUGUUCCGCAAUGUAGCCGUUUUCGAG